Messenger RNA from Chenopodium quinoa (quinoa), 1296 nucleotides. RefSeq names its product peroxidase 21. The coding region runs from base 70 to 1059 and encodes 329 amino acids. Gene Ontology annotation, molecular function: heme binding; peroxidase activity. The record is from RefSeq and is a predicted model, not a curated record. The transcript has 5 exons. Gene Ontology annotation, biological process: response to oxidative stress; hydrogen peroxide catabolic process. Lineage: Eukaryota; Viridiplantae; Streptophyta; Magnoliopsida; Caryophyllales; Amaranthaceae.
AGCAAAUUAAACACCAACUUUAAGAAAGCAUGUAAAAAACAGUGAGGACACAAAAGAGAGCCUGAACAUAUGAUGUCUUUUUAUAAUAUCUACUGCUUUUGCUUGUUUCUCCUGUUGCUACUACAACAUCAAUUUUAUCAUGGAUCAAGUCAACUAGAGCUUAACUAUUACUCCGAAACAUGUCCAAAUGCUGAAGCUAUAGUCAAAGAAGAGGUGAGCAAACUAUACCAUAAGCAUGGAAAUACAGCCAUUUCAUGGAUCAGAAACUUAUUUCAUGAUUGCAUGGUUAAGUCGUGUGAUGCAUCAAUCUUAUUGGACGAGGAUCGAGCACAAGGUAUACACUCUGAAAAAUCUUCGUCGAGGAAUUUUGGGAUGAGAAACUUCAAAUAUAUAAAUAUAAUCAAGAAAGCCCUAGAGGAUGAAUGUCCAGGAAUAGUCUCUUGUGCUGAUAUUGUGGCUCUUGCAGCAAGAGAUGGCGUGAAACAGUUAGGAGGGCCGUAUAUAGAAAUGAAGACAGGAAGAAAAGAUAGCCUAGAAAGUUAUGCAGCAAUUGUUGAAGAUUUCAUUCCGAACCACAAUGAUUCUAUUUCUCUUGUUAUAGCUCGUUUUGGAUCAAUUGGCGUUGACAUCGAGGGAACAGUUGCUCUUUUAGGGGCUCAUUCUGUUGGAAGAGUUCAUUGUGUAAACAUCGUAAAUCGAAUAUAUCCAACUGUUGAUCCAACAUUAAACCCUGACUACGCCAAUUAUCUUAAGAGAAGAUGCCCAACACCAAACCCAGAUCCAGAAGCAGUCGAAUAUGCAAGAAACGACCUUGAAACUCCAAUGGUUUUAGACAACAUGUACUACAAGCAUUUAUUGAACCAUAAUGGCUUACUACUAGUAGACCAGCAGCUAGCCUCAGAUCCCUCUACUUUGCCUUAUGUUGAGAUCAUGGCACAUGAUGAUACAUACUUUCAUGACAAGUUUGCAAGGGCCAUGAUAGUAAUGUCCGAGAAUAAUCCUCUUACCGGUGACCAAGGUGAAAUUCGAAAGGAUUGUCGCCGUUUGAAUAAUAGUUAACACCGAGAAUAAUUAUGUCUUAGUCUAGACAGAGAACUAAUUGUACUCUUGUAUCUUUCUUCCUGUACUUAUAUUUCUGUUUUUUAUUAUAUGCAACAAAUAAAUUUUUUUAAGUGUCACAAAUAAUAUCCGUUUGUUGCAAAUAAUACUAAUAGAGGUAGUUAAAAAUAUGUACGGCAAAUGUCGAUGAAUGUAACACAUAAAUUAUGUAUUUGAACAAGUUUAGUGGUUUGUUUC